Molecule: messenger RNA, 1419 nt
Organism: Anopheles maculipalpis
Lineage: Eukaryota; Metazoa; Arthropoda; Insecta; Diptera; Culicidae
Gene: Rpt1
Product: 26S proteasome regulatory subunit 7
Exons: 5
Coding region: 1-1305 (434 amino acids)
Biological process (GO): proteasome-mediated ubiquitin-dependent protein catabolic process
Cellular component (GO): proteasome regulatory particle, base subcomplex
Molecular function (GO): proteasome-activating activity; ATP hydrolysis activity; ATP binding
Source: RefSeq, a predicted model, not a curated record
AUGCCGGACCAUUUGGGAGACGAUAUGCGCAAGGUGAAAGGCGACAACAAAGAGGUAGAGCCGGAGAUAGAAGCCCUUGAUGAAGUCGAUAUUGAGCUACUGAAGACCUAUGGCCAAGGGCAGUACCAUAAGUCGAUUAAGCAGAUCGACGAAGACAUCCAAAAGGCGAUGAAGCAGGUGAACGAACUGACGGGCAUUAAGGAAAGCGAUACCGGGCUUGCACCGCCGGCACUGUGGGAUUUAGCUUCCGAUAAGCAAAUUUUACAGAACGAACAACCGCUUCAGGUGGCUCGCUGCACCAAGAUUAUCAAUGCCGAUUCUGACGAUCCGAAGUACAUCAUCAAUGUGAAGCAGUUUGCUAAGUUUGUUGUCGAUUUGGCCGAUUCUGUAGCGCCUACCGAUAUUGAAGAAGGAAUGCGUGUUGGUGUCGAUCGUAACAAGUAUCAAAUUCACAUCCCACUGCCACCGAAGAUCGAUCCCACCGUGACGAUGAUGCAGGUCGAGGAAAAGCCGGAUGUUACGUACAGCGAUGUCGGUGGCUGUAAAGAGCAGAUCGAGAAGUUGCGCGAGGUAGUCGAAACGCCCCUGUUGCAUCCGGAAAAGUUCGUAAAUCUUGGCAUCGAACCACCGAAGGGUGUGCUCCUGUUCGGUCCACCCGGAACGGGUAAAACCCUGUGCGCUCGUGCCGUCGCUAACCGUACCGAUGCGUGCUUUAUCCGUGUGAUCGGUUCCGAGCUGGUGCAGAAGUACGUCGGCGAAGGUGCCCGUAUGGUGCGUGAACUAUUCGAGAUGGCCCGGUCGAAAAAGGCUUGUCUGAUAUUCUUCGACGAAAUCGAUGCGAUCGGUGGCGCUCGGUUCGAUGAUGGGGCGGGCGGUGAUAAUGAGGUACAGCGUACGAUGCUGGAACUGAUCAAUCAGCUCGAUGGCUUUGACCCGCGCGGUAACAUUAAGGUACUGAUGGCAACUAACCGGCCCGAUACGCUCGAUCCGGCUCUGAUGCGUCCAGGACGUUUGGAUCGUAAGGUAGAGUUCGGUCUGCCGGAUCUGGAAGGGCGAACGCAUAUAUUCAAAAUUCACGCUCGUUCGAUGUCGGUCGAGCGAGAUAUUCGGUUCGAGCUGUUGGCCCGCCUGUGUCCCAAUUCGACGGGUGCCGAGAUUCGGUCGGUGUGUACGGAGGCGGGCAUGUUCGCAAUUCGGGCGCGGCGCAAGGUGGCGACGGAGAAGGACUUCCUCGAGGCAGUAAACAAAGUGAUCAAGAGUUACGCCAAGUUUAGCGCCACGCCUAGAUAUAUGACUUACAAUUAGGUGUAGAAGCGAAUGAAGGCGCCCAAAAAAUAAUGCCGAUUGGAAGUAUCCAACAGUUUUUUUGUGUAAUUUCGUAUCGUUUGAAAAUAAAAACAAUCAAUCCUCUUGGAACAA